Molecule: messenger RNA, 615 nt
Organism: Meloidogyne enterolobii
Lineage: Eukaryota; Metazoa; Nematoda; Chromadorea; Rhabditida; Meloidogynidae
Source: the annotation of a GenBank genome assembly
AUGCCAAAAAUGUGGGAUUUAUUAAGAAAAUCAAAAUAUUAUUUAAUAAAUGUCCAUCCACUUGGACAAUUUCCCUUUCCAAAUAUUCCAAAAAGAAUUGUUAAUAUUGGAGGGAUUGAAGUAGAAAUUGAAGGAAUUUUGAAUGAAAUUAAGGAAGAAAAAAAAUUGAAAGAAAAAAUGGAAAAUAAGGGUUUAACAGGAUUUUUAAAAAAUAAAGUAAAGGAAUUUGUCUUUGAAGACCCUGUAUUUGAGUGGAUUAAAAAGACUGAUUGCUUUGUUCUAUUUUAUAUCACUAAAGGCCAUUCCUUCAAAGGAUUUACAGAUGAAUAUUUUAAUAAAUUAGUAGAGACAUUUGUAAAAUAUGACAAAUGUAAAUUUGUUGUUCAACUCAGAAUUGGAUUUGAAUUUCCAAUGCUGAAAAAAGAUCCUUUAUUCCCGUGGCGAAUAGAUCCAAAUGUUUAUAAAAAUAUAUAUUUUUAUUUUGUAAAAGAAGUAAAUCUACAGAAAUUAUUAGGUAAAAUUUCAUUAAAGAAUUUUGCGUGUGUUUAUUUUUGUGCCUACUUAACUUCGCCUAAAUUUAUUAACUCUUUUUUCGAAGUUACUAGACAUACUUGA